Symphalangus syndactylus (siamang) is the source of this 3397-nucleotide messenger RNA. It is a transcript of the gene ZNF438, whose product is annotated as zinc finger protein 438. Gene Ontology annotation, molecular function: DNA-binding transcription factor activity, RNA polymerase II-specific; RNA polymerase II transcription regulatory region sequence-specific DNA binding. Gene Ontology annotation, cellular component: nucleus. Gene Ontology annotation, biological process: regulation of transcription by RNA polymerase II. NCBI's taxonomy places the organism in Eukaryota, Metazoa, Chordata, Mammalia, Primates, Hylobatidae. The record is from RefSeq and is a predicted model, not a curated record.
CGGCGGCCUGACCUCCCCGAACGCUGGGCCAGUGACGUCACCCCGCCGUGACGCGCACGCUGUAGGAAAACUGGUCUCACUUUGUUAUCCAGACUGGAGUGCAGUGGUGUAAUAAUAGCUCACUGCAGCCUUGAACUCCUGGGCACAAGUGAUCCUCCUGCCUCAGCCAUGCAAAAUUAAUUAAAAGGAUUUAUGGUAUAUCUUAUGACUCUACAGGAGCCUUGGGAUGUAGGUAAAAAAAUGAAUGCCAUUUCCCAUCCAGUACUGAAGUGUUAAAGUUAGAAGACAUUUUCUAAGUCAAAUCACCUCAGGUGUGUUGAAGAAAGUACGCACAUCUUAUCUUCUGAACAUUUUGAUGGAAUUAACCACAAACUUCAUGCAAGAACAGUAAAAGAUAGAAUUUUGCUCUUGUUGCCCAGGCUGGAGUGCAAUGGCACGAUCUCGGCUCACCGCAGCCUCCGCCUCCUGGGUUCAAGCGAUUCUCCUGCCUCAGCCUCCCGAGUAGCUGGAAUUACAGGCAUGCACCACCACGCCCGGCUAAUUUUUGUAUUUUUAGUAGAGACGGGAUUUCUCCAUGUUGGUCAGGCUGGUCUCAAACUCCCAACCUGAAGUGAUCUGCCCGCCUCAGUCUCCCAAAGUGCUGGGAUUCCAGGUGUGCGCCUCCGCGCCCAGCCAGACUUGCAUCGUUUUAUUAAUAGAAAGAUACUAUUCAAGUCCAGUACAUCAUAAUGCAGAAUUCUUUAUCAGUACCACCAAAAGAUGAAGGUGAAUCAAACAUCCCUUCUGGAACAAUACAGAGUAGGAAAGGUUUGCAGAAUAAGAGUCAGUUUAGGACCAUUGCACCAAAAAUUGUGCCCAAAGUCCUAACGUCCAGAAUGCUGCCAUGUCAUUCACCGUCACGCUCUGAUCAGGUGAAUCUGGGACCCUCCAUCAACUCCAAGCCGCUGGGGAUGUCCACCCAGAACUAUGCUCUGAUGCAGGUUGCUGGCCAGGAGGGGACAUUUUCUCUUGUUGCUCUGCCACAUGUUGCCUCAGCUCAGCCAAUUCAGAAACCCAGAAUGUCCCUACCUGAAAAUCUGAAACUUCCUAUUCCUCGAUAUCAACCCCCUAGAAAUAGCAAAGGAUCAAGAAAGAAACCCAUGCUGAUCUUUCCUAAGAGUGGCUGUAGCAAGGCUCCUGCCCAAACCCAAAUGUGUCCUCAGAUGCCCCCUUCCCCAUCUCACCACCCUGAACUCCUGUACAAACCCAGUCCAUUUGAGGAAGUGCCAUCACUAGAGCAAGCCCCAGCCAGCAUUAGCACAGCUGCGCUGACCAAUGGAAGUGACCAUGGGGACUUGAGACCACCAGUGACCAACACCCAUGGCAGUCUGAACCCUCCUGCCACCCCAGCAUCAUCCACACCAGAGGAGCCUGCCGAGCAGGACCUCACAAAUCUUUCAGGGAAAGCACACUUUGUAAGCAAGAUAACAUCUAGUAAACCUUCUGCUGUUGCCAGUGAAAAAUUUAAAGAACAAGUUGAUCUUGCAAAAACCAUGACCAGUUUAUCACCAACCAUUCUUGGCAAUGCAGUUCAGUUGAUCUCUUCAGUCCCCAGAGGGAAACUGCCAAUCCCACCCUACUCAAGAAUGAAGGCAAUGGAGGUUUACAAAAUCAAAUCAGAUGCUAACAUUGCAGGUUUUUCUUUACCAGGACCUAAGGCCGACUGUGAUAAGAUAUCCUCCACCACAGAAGGCUUUAAUGCAGCCACCAAGGUGGCAAGCAAGCUACCUAUUCCACAAGUGUCACAGCAGAGUCCCUGUGAAAGUGCCUUUUGUCCACCCACCAAACUUGAUCUCAACCACAAAACAAAACUGAACAGUGGAGCAGCAAAGAGAAAAGGAAGAAAACGGAAGGUACCAGAUGAAAUUUUGGCAUUUCAGGGAAAAAGGAGGAAAUGUAUCAUUAAUAAGUGUAGAGAUGGCAAAGAAAGAGUAAAAAAUGAUCCCCAAGAAUUCAGAGACCAAAAGCUGGGGACCCUGAAAAAAUAUCGUAGCAUUAUGCCCAAACCUGUCAUGGUCAUACCCACUUUGGCCCCCCUGCCUUCUCCAACUACACUACAGUCCCAGAUGCUUGGGGGCCUAGGACAGGAUGUUUUGUUACAUAAUUCACUCACUCCUAAAUAUCUUGGCUGUAAGCAAGACAACAGCUCUUCCCCUAAGCCCAGCUCCGUGUUCAGAAAUGGAUUCUCUGGCAUUAAGAAGCCUUGGCACAGAUGUCACGUCUGCAACCACCACUUCCAGUUCAAACAGCACCUUCGAGACCACAUGAAUACACACACCAACAGACGCCCUUAUAGUUGUCGGAUUUGUCGCAAGUCCUACGUACGUCCUGGCAGCCUGAGCACACACAUGAAACUUCAUCAUGGUGAGAACCGGCUGAAGAAACUCAUGUGUUGUGAGUUUUGUGCAAAAGUGUUUGGCCAUGUCCGCGUCUAUUUUGGCCAUCUGAAAGAAGUGCAUAGAGUUGUGAUCAGCACUGAGCCCGCGCCCAGUGAACUGCAGCCAGGAGACAUACCGAAGAACAGAGACAUGAGUGUGCGAGGCAUGGAGGGAUCACUGGAGAGGGAAUACAAGUCCAACCUGGAAGAAGACUUCCUUCUAAACCAGGCAGACGAAGUCAAAUUACAAAUCAAAUGUGGUCGUUGUCAGAUUACUGCUCAGUCUUUUGCGGAAAUAAAAUUUCAUUUACUUUAUGUUCACGGAGAGGAAAUUCAGGGCAGGCUACAAGAAGGGACCUUCCCAGGAAGCAAGGGGACUCAGGAAGAGUUGGUGCAGCACGCUAGCCCCGACUGGAAAAGGCAUCCUGAGAGAGGGAAGCCGGAGAAGCUUCAUUCCUCCUCCGAGGAAUCACAUGCAUGCCCGAGACUGAAAAGGCAGCUCCACCUUCAUCAUCAGAAUGACGUGGAAAUGCUCAUGGAAAAUGAAGGACCCCAUUCAGGAACCAACAAGUCAAGGGAAACCUGUCAGGGCCCUGAGUGUCCCGGCCUCCACACGGUUCUCUUGUGGUCCCGUUCAGGCUUUAACUGCCUGCUUUGUGCAGAGAUGCUGGGACGGAAAGAGGACCUCCUCCACCACUGGAAGCACCAGCAUAACUGUGAGGACCCUUCCAAACUGUGGGCUAUUUUAAAUACAGUCUCCAACCAGGGAGUGAUCGAACUUUCCAGUGAAGCUGAGAAAUGAGACCCCAGGGCAGCCUGGGGUUAAGGAGAGAGCUCUGCUGCCACCUUCCUUCAGAGCUUCGUGCUUUAUGGUGGUGCUUAGUCACAAAGAUCAAACAACAAGAUUGGUGUGAGUGAACAGAAAUGAUUUUUGUACAUGGUUUUAUUUUCUUACGAAAUAAAAUAUGUGUUCUCAAAGCA